This is a messenger RNA of Sitophilus oryzae (rice weevil), 2960 nucleotides long. RefSeq names its product CCAAT/enhancer-binding protein zeta (gene Noc1). Gene Ontology annotation, cellular component: nucleus. Bases 122 to 2893 code for a protein of 923 amino acids. The transcript is spliced from 11 exons. Lineage: Eukaryota; Metazoa; Arthropoda; Insecta; Coleoptera; Curculionidae. The record is from RefSeq and is a predicted model, not a curated record.
ACAUGGCCAAAGAAGUUAUAGAAAGAAGUGUCAAACUUGUGGCCAACUUCAGAUGAAAAUAUUAACCUAGUUUGUUUUGUUUCUUUUCACAUGCUAUGUUGUGGAGUUGUGCGAAAUAAAUAUGAAAUUUAAUAAAAAGAAAAAGGUUGCUCAGAAGCCCCACAAAGAAUCGAGUCAGCAGGAUUCUAACGAUUUAGACGACGACUAUGCAGAAACAACAAAAUGGUUUGAGGAAGUUAUUCCAGAGGAUAAGAAUGCGAGCCCUGUAACCGAACAAGUUUUAAUAGAAUUGAAAGACGAGGCUAAAAAGUGUCAUGAUGCCGAAGUAGCUAAUUAUAAUAUAAAGAACUCUAAAACAAAUACGAAUUACCAAUGGAUGAAAACAAUUAUGAAUAGUGGCACAGUUUCUGAUAAAAUUGCAGCCCAUAUUGUAGCAAUUCAAGAUAAUCCAGUUUGCAAUCUGGAGACAUUGCGAAAUUUAGUAAAUAUGGUAAAAGUAGGCAAGAAGAAAGAAUGUCUGACUGUCAUGGAGAGCUUGACUGAACUGUUUCUUUUUGAUUUGCUGAGGCCUGAUUCUAAACUACAACCGUUUCACACAAAGCCCCUUUCGACAAUAAAUGAUUUAUCAUCUGGCAAUGCCAUUAAAAGGCGAAAAAUCUUGAGUCUUUGGUACUUUGAGGAUCAGUUAAAAGAGAUAUACACACAGUUCGUUCAGGCUUUAAAUAAAACAGCUCAGGAUACAGUUGAAAACAAUAAAGAAAAAUCUAUUACAGCUAUGUUUAAGUUGUUAAGCGGAAAUCCAGAACAGGAGAAGAAUCUACUGGUGUAUAUUAUAAACAAACUGGGCGACCCCUCUCAAAAAGUAGCGUCCAAAGCUAUUUAUUGUUUAUCACAAUUAUUGUUUAAACAUCCAAACAUGCAAGAGGUGGUUUUGAAAGAAGUAGAGAAAUUGCUGUUUCGUCCAAAUAUUAGCAACAGGACCCAGUACUACAGUUUAUGUUUUUUAAGUCAGUUUUACCUGAGUCACGAAACUGAACGCGUUGCUAAAAAGUUGAUUGGUGUGUAUUUAGCUUUCUUCAAAGCCUGCAUUAAAAAGGGAGAUGUAGACAGUAGAAUGAUGUCGGCACUUCUUAUGGGUAUUAACAGGGCUUUUCCCUACUCAAAGAUGCAGUUUGAAGAUAUGCAAGAACACGUAGAUACAUUGUAUAGAUUAGUGCAUUUGAGUAGUUUUAAUAUUAGUCUUCAAGUGUUGAUGCUGCUUUAUCAUGUGACUGGAGAAAAAAUGGCAGAUAGAUUUUAUGCGGCAUUGUACAGAAAACUAACAGACUCAAAAUUAUUAACCAGCACACAUCAGGCUAUGCUCUUAUCUUUGUUGUAUAAAGCUCUAUUAAAAGAUACUCAAACAGAUCGAAUCAAAAUGUUUAUAAAACGCCUGUUACAGAUUUCUUUAUUUGUACAACCGUCAUUUUCUUGUGGAAUAUUAUACUUAGUGUCGCGUCUGAUUGUGAAAAAGCCCGAAGUUCAGGCGUUAAUUUUGAAAGAAUCAAUGUUGCCAGACAUGACUAAAUUUGAUGAUGAAGAUGAGAAAUAUUAUGAUAUAAAAGAUGAAAAGGACGAGGAAGAGAUUAAAAUUAAGACAGAAGAAGAGGGUGAAAUUUCUUCACUUAAUAACUUAGAUACGUCUAUUCAAAGUGAAAAUAUUGAGACAGUGGAAAUAAAAGAAGAUCCAGAUGGGGAUGAAAAGCCAGUUGUAUUUUCUGGUGGUAGCUGGUUCCAUGCCAAUCCUUCAAGUAGCCAGAAAAACGUUCGUACCGUUUUAAGAUAUAACCCUUUAGCAAGAAACCCCUUAUUUGGGGGUGGAAGGUUUUUGGCUUACAAUGAACUGACUUUAUUAAAAAAUCAUUUUCAUCCUUCAGUAGCCUUGUUUGCUGAUCAAGUGUUGAACGGGAAAAAUAUCAAUUAUUCUGGAGACCCUCUAAAAGAUUUUCAACUAAUUAGGUUUCUAGAUAGGUUUGUUUUUAAAAAUCCGAAAACUUUGGAAGAAAAAACUGGUGCCCAUCCUACUUUUGGCAAGAGGAAAUUCUACAAACCAAAAGGUGUAAAAUUAUUGGCUGUAAAUUCUAAAAGUUAUCUGAAUGAGAAACAUGAUAAUAUACCGGUGGAUGAGAUUUUUCUUCAUUCGUAUCUUCAGAAAAAAUACCAAACACGCGACUUAAAAGAAGAUGAAGACGACAAUAGCGAUCUAGAAUCAGUACAAAGUGAAGAAUUUGAAGAAAUGCUUGACAAAAUGACCGGUGUAAAAGAUGACGAUGAGAGCGAUGAAGACAUUGAUUAUAUGGGCGAAAUUGGCGACAAACUUAAAACCAAAUCUGAUAAAAAUAAGAAAAAGAAGAAAACUGAUGAGGAUGAAGAAGAAGAAGUAAUUGACGAAGAAUCUGAACAUGAAGACGAGAGCUUUGACGGCAGUGAUAAUGAUUUUGAUGCAGAUGAAGAUGACUUAGACUUGGUAAAUGACUUAAGUGAUGACGAAGAAGACAUGGAAUUUUUAUCAGAUUCCGAAGAAGAGGAACAGUCAAGCUCCAAAAAAAGUCUUAAGAAGUUUAAAAAGAAAGUUAAGAAAGAUGACAUUUCAUCUCUGUUUGCAUCAGCUGAAGAGUUUGCUUCACUUCUCGAGGAUGAGGGUAGUUCUAAGUACAAGCCUGGUAGUUCAAAUGUGAUGGAAAAUAAGGAUAAAGCUAGCCAUAAACAAUUAGACUGGGAAGACAACAGGAAUAGGUGGAUAAAAGGUUUUAAUAAAGCUGUUAAGGGUAGCAGAGGACCCCGAUUUCCUCCAAAAAAGAGACCUAAGCAGACUCAGCCAUCGCAACAUAAAAAUAAAAGAAUUAAAAAGUGAUUUUAAAGCAUGUACAUAUAAAAUGUUGAUUUUUUUUUAAUAAAAAACAAUAUUAGAAUAUAAUAAA